AUGGCCUCUGAGGACCUAGGUGGCACACAGAUAUUGGUGGAGGAGGGAAGGUGGUACACAUGCAACCGGUUACAGGCUGAGCCAGGCAGCAAGGUGCAGCUGGGUCGCGUGCUUGCCUUGAAAGAUGAGGGCGUCUUCCAUGUUGGCAAGCCCUACCUGGAGACUGUGAUUGUGGAGGCAGAGGUGCUGGAGGACACCAAGGGGCCCAAGCUGACCAUCUUCAAAAUGAACUCCAAGAAGCACUACAGGAGGAAGACAGGCCACCGCCAGCCGCUCACCAAGUUCUUGAUCACAAAGAUUGACAAGCAGUAG
Coccomyxa subellipsoidea C-169 is the source of this 312-nucleotide messenger RNA. Its product is annotated as ribosomal protein L21. Gene Ontology annotation, molecular function: RNA binding; structural constituent of ribosome. Gene Ontology annotation, biological process: translation. Bases 1 to 312 code for a protein of 103 amino acids. NCBI's taxonomy places the organism in Eukaryota, Viridiplantae, Chlorophyta, Trebouxiophyceae, Coccomyxaceae. The record is from RefSeq and is a predicted model, not a curated record. Gene Ontology annotation, cellular component: ribosome; mitochondrial large ribosomal subunit. The transcript is spliced from 3 exons.